CACAAGUACCAUGUCUUGUUCACGACACUGCGUCCGGCGCAAAAGCAGAUUUUGAGGGAGGUUUGAGGCCUCCCGACUGACUUGAAAAAGUUCCCCUCCUUGGAUGCAUUCAUAACAAUGCAGGCUCGCUAUGGCCACAGUCCGAAUAUGCGUAUGCGGCGAUGAAGGAGUCGGCAAGAGCUCCAUCAUCACCUCCCUCGUCAAAGAUGUCUUUGUUACAGCAAAGAUCCAGCCCGUCCUCCCCCAGGUGACCCUACCUCCCACCCUGGGCACCCCCGACAACGUUACCACCAUCAUCGUAGACACCUCGGCACUACCGCAUGAGCGCCACACGUUGCGAAAGGAGCUUCGCAAGUCCAACGUGAUCCUGCUGGUAUACUCGGACCAUUACAGCUAUGAACGGGUGGCGCUCUUCUGGAUGCCCUACUUCCGCUCCCUGGGCGUCAAUGUCCCAGUGGUGCUAUGCGCAAACAAGUCCGAUCUGCAGACACACGGCACGACUUCGCAGGUGGUCCACGAAGAGAUGCUCCCCAUCAUGAACGAGUUCAAGGAGAUCGAUUCCUGCAUCCGCACGAGCGCAAAGGAGCACCACAACAUCAACGAGGUCUUUUUCCUUUGCCAAAAGGCCGUCACACAUCCCAUCGCACCUCUUUACGACUCCAAGGAGGCGGCGCUCAAGCCCGCUGCGGUCUCGGCGCUGCAGAGAGUGUUCCAUCUCUGCGACAAGGACAAGGACGGCUACUGGAAUGACGAGGAGAUCCAUGAUUUUCAGAUAAAGUGUUUUGAGAAACCGUUGUCAGAUGACGAUCUGCAGAAUGUGAAAAGGUCGAUACAAAGAUUUGUACCGGAUGCGGUGGAUGAACGGGGAAUAGAUGAGAAGGGGUUUCUGCUGCUGAACAAGAUCUUUGCUGAGAAGGGUCGGCACGAGACCAUCUGGAUCAUUCUCAGGAAGUUCCACUAUACCGACAGCCUGAGCCUGCAGGACUCGUUCCUGCAUCCCAAGUUCGAUGUCCCUCAACACUCGUCCGCGGAGCUGAGCCCCGCCGGGUACCGAUUCUUUGUCGAUCUGUUCAUCAAGUUUGACAAGGAUAAUGAUGGGGGUUUGAAUGACGAAGAGCUUGCAGCGCUGUUUGCGCCCACACCAGGCAUACCUCGUUCGUGGACCGACUCGGCCUUCCCCUCCUGUACUGUCCGGAACGAGGCCGGCCACAUCACGUUGCAAGGGUGGCUUGCGCAGUGGAGUAUGACGACCUUCGAAGAGCCCAAGACAACACUGGAGUAUCUUGCAUACUUGGGGUUUGAGAGCGAUCGGGGAGGCACGACGACAGCCCUCAAAGUCACCAAACCCCGAAAACGCAGAAAUCGACCAGGUAGAGUCGAACGCAACGUCUUCCUGUGCUACGUUGUUGGAUCAAGUGGGAGUGGGAAAAGCGCCCUCCUUUCUGCCUUCCUUCAGCGGCCCUUCUCACACACUUACCAUCCUACCAUCAAGCCCCAGUCGGCCGUGAACAGUGUGGAAUUGAAAGGGGGUAAGCAGUGCUACCUGAUCUUGGAGGAGCUGGGCGAGCUGGAGACGGCAAUCUUGGAAAAUCAGGCCAAGCUGGAUGCCUGCGACCUUCUUUGUUUCACGUACGACUCGAGCGAGCCCGACAGCUUUGCGCACAUAGUGGAGCUGAGGAAGAAGUACCCGCACCUCGACCAUCUCCCUGCAGUGUACACGGCAUUGAAAGCCGACCAGGACAAGACGAUGCAACGAUGCGAGCUGCAGCCGGACGAGUACACGGCGGCACUGAACAUGUCGGCUCCCCUGCAUGUCAGUGCGACUUGGAGUAGUAUUUCCGAACUGUUUGUGCAUCUCGCUGAAUGUGCUGCAUAUCCGUCGACGGCCUUCCCCAAGCAGGAAGAGUCGUCGUCGGACAACAUGAGCCUCUAUCUGACACUGGGCGCCAUAGCGUGUGCAGCCGCGUCGGUGAUCUUCGUAUGGAAACGCAAUGCUGCGGCUUCUUCGUGAUGUGCUAGGUCUGGUGCAGUUUGAUGUCUUUAGAUGUGUAAUAGGCGUAGCGGAGUAACGAUUCGAGAAGCACGAUGGCGACUUAGUCUAGUAGUAUAAUGGUUAAUCUACCCUCCCACGGUUACCUCCAGUCUGCAUGUGCAAUCCUGAACUGAGUAGUUCAAAAAGGGGUCAAGAAGCUCAGGGCGCUUAUUAGAGAGAAGCAACUCGUUCGGCGUCCGCCGACUGUGAAACGGAACCAGUAUUUCUUGGCAGG
Messenger RNA from Westerdykella ornata, 2267 nucleotides. RefSeq names its product mitochondrial Rho GTPase 1. Gene Ontology annotation, biological process: regulation of mitochondrion organization; small GTPase-mediated signal transduction; mitochondrion organization. Gene Ontology annotation, molecular function: GTPase activity; GTP binding; calcium ion binding. The transcript has 3 exons. The coding region runs from base 131 to 2011 and encodes 626 amino acids. Gene Ontology annotation, cellular component: mitochondrial outer membrane. The record is from RefSeq and is a predicted model, not a curated record. NCBI's taxonomy places the organism in Eukaryota, Fungi, Ascomycota, Dothideomycetes, Pleosporales, Sporormiaceae.